UAUGUGAUUCUCAAUGCAAAGCACUUUGUGCAGCUGCACAAAUUCACUCACCAAGCAAAUAUGGCAAGAAGCCUGAAAGUGAUGUAAAUAUAUGCCACCACCAGCCUGACAGUUGCACAGAUAUACCUGUUCAAUUUUACCACAAAGUGUUUGCCAACUUUCUGGAACUAUGGAGAAACCAGGAUGACUAUGGCAUUACAGAAGAGAAGAAGAAUAUCCUAGAACUUGCUUCAUCACUCUCGACACCUUUAAAAGAUGAAGAAAAGCAUGCACAGAUUUUUCGGAAUUGGCUCACCUAUAAUGACCUAGAAAGUUACAUUUACAAAACACCUAAGAUAGAGUCAGAUGGCACACAUUUUGGCUGUUACAAUCAACAAUGUUUUCUUCUUGUAAACACAGAAGUGAAAACAGACUAUGGCACAACAUGCAGGGCCUAUCAUCAGAGUACAGCUACUACAACCAAUGAAUUGGUUCAUCAAAAUCGGGAUAAGAUCAUUUCACAGACUAAGACAUGUUUUCCAUCCUCCCUAUUGAUUCUAGAAGGAGUUAACUUGACAAUUUGUGGUGCAGUCUUCUCAGAUGUCUACUGUGUUGACAAGUUCAUUAUUAUUCCAUUUGAUGCUGCAAGCUAUAAUGACCAAAUUGCUUCAGAUACUGCAUGUACACUGCAAGCUUUAAAGAUUUGUGUGAAGGAAUUAUCUACAUAUUUAAUAGUAAUUGAAGAUCGGGUUCAAGACUUGGGAGAUAACAUUGACAACAUAUGCAUUUUCACUGUAAUCAACCAAUUGGAUGGGAGGCCUACAUGUCCAUAUAUUCCGCCUUCAAAUGUUUAA
Molecule: messenger RNA, 833 nt
Organism: Paraglomus brasilianum
Lineage: Eukaryota; Fungi; Glomeromycota; Glomeromycetes; Paraglomerales; Paraglomeraceae
Source: the annotation of a GenBank genome assembly